Molecule: messenger RNA, 2633 nt
Organism: Asparagus officinalis (garden asparagus)
Lineage: Eukaryota; Viridiplantae; Streptophyta; Magnoliopsida; Asparagales; Asparagaceae
Product: squamosa promoter-binding-like protein 9
Cellular component (GO): nucleus
Molecular function (GO): DNA binding
Source: RefSeq, a predicted model, not a curated record
CUAAUCCUAAACAAAUAAUUGUCAGCUGAUCCCAACAAAUCAAAUCUCCCAAAUUGUAGGGUUAGGGUUUCAGAAAUGGACCAAGAGUCCUCGGUCUGGGAUUGGGGAAAUCUCCUUGAUUUCUCUCUCGAGGACGCCGAUCCCUUGCUCCUCCCUUCAUGGGAUGUCUCCGAUCACCACCAGCUCCCCUCUCCCCACCCCACACGCCACCGCCAGCCGCCACCGACGCCGCCGGCGGUGGCGGCGGAGGCAGCGGAGGCGGAAGGAUCUCCAUCUCAGGGGAGCGGCGGGAAAGUUCGGAAGCGAGAUCCGAGGUUGGUGUGGCGAGAAUUUCUUGGCGGAAGGGUGGCCAUGUGCUUGCCUGAGGUGGACGAGAUGAUGCUAGGGAGGAGGAAGAGGCGGCAGGCGGCGGCGGAGGGAGGGAAGAGUUUAGGUUUAGGAGAAGGAGGGCGGCGCUGGUCGGCCGGGACGGUGGCGAUGGUGAGGUGUCAGGUGCCGGGGUGUGAGGUCGAUAUCAGAGAGCUGAAAGGGUAUCACCGGAGGCACAGGGUUUGUUUGCGGUGUGCUAAUGCUCCAUCGGUGGUGAUCGAGGGGGAGGAUCGCCGGUACUGUCAGCAGUGUGGCAAAUUUCAUACAUUGCCAGAUUUUGAUGAGGGCAAACGGAGUUGUAGGAGAAAAUUAGAGAGACAUAACAGGAGGCGGAGAAGAAGACCUGCUGACCUAGUAAGUACAGAAAACGAAAAGGGACCUCAAGCAGACCUUUCAGCAGAAACAACUUAUGACGAGGAGUCAAAGGAAGAGAAUGACUUUGGUUGUGAGACGGUUCUAAGCAGUAAAGUGAAUGACAGAGAAGUAUUAUUAGAAUCUGAUGAUGGACAUGUGUCUCCCAUUUGUUCGCUUCCUAAUUCUCAAAAUAUGCAGAGCAAUGGCAUCAACUCCUUUGCUGUUCCUGGUGAAGCUCAUAUCGAGGAAGAAAAAGAUAAUUCUAGAUCUGGCCUUUCCUCUUCAAUUUGCGACAACAGGACUGCUUAUUCAUCUGUGUGUCCAACAGGACGUAUAUCGUUCAAGCUUUAUGAUUGGAACCCUGCAGAAUUUCCUAGGCGUCUACGCCACCAAAUAUUUCAAUGGUUGGCCAGCAUGCCAGUGGAGUUGGAGGGUUAUGUCCGCCCUGGCUGUACAAUAUUGACCAUAUUUAUUGCUAUGCCGCAAUUUAUGUGGGAGAAGAUAUCUGAGGAUGCAGCUCUCUAUAUAAAAGAUCUGAUCAAUGCACCUGAAAGCUUACUACUGGGAAGAGGCAACAUUUUUAUUUUCCUCAGCAACAUGAUUAUUCAGGUACUGAAAGAUGGAUCAUCAUUAAUGAACAUAAAGAUGGAGGUCAGAGCUCCAAGGAUUCACUAUGUUCAUCCUUCUUAUUUUGAAGCAGGCAAACCUAUAGAGUUUGUUGUAUGUGGCAGUAAUCUUAACCAGCCAAAAUUUCGGUUUCUUGUGUCCUUUGUUGGAAAAUAUGUGGUUUUCGAUUCUUGCUGUCCCAUAUCUCAUGGGAAAAUCCUGCCUUAUGAUGGAAAUGAGAAUUCUUGCCAAGAAUCCGAUCAUGAAAUGUUCAGGAUUCGUAUAGGUCAGACAAAUUCAAGAAUAUUUGGUCCUGCUUUUAUUGAGGUUGAGAAUGAAUCUGGAAUUUCAAAUUUCAUUCCUAUCCUUAUAGGCAACAAGCAUAUAUGUUCAGAACUAGGGCGGAUGCAAGCAGUACUCAAUGGAUCUCUUGUGGAAAGUGUAACAUCACAAAUUGAUAUUUCUUGUCCUAAUCCUAGCUAUUGUGAGCUGUUUGUAGCAAAACAAACAGCAAUAUCGGAACUGCUUCUGGAUAUUGGAUGGUUGCUCAAGGAGCCUUGUAAAGGUGCGAGUGAAGCUGUCUCCAAUUCAACAAAUCUUCAGAGGUUAACUUGCUUAUUGAAGAUUUCUGUUGAGAAUGAGCUUGUCAAUGUCCUGGAAGUAAUAAUGAAUUAUUUGGAUGUUAUGAUUGGUACUGCGGGGAUUCAGGAUUCAGAAUGCAUAAUGCCUGAAGACGAUUUACAGUUACUUCAAGGAUAUGUAGACCGUGCUAAAGAAAUUAUUAAUCAGAGGGCUCUACAUUAUGCGAGAUCGGGGGUAGAUACCAAUUGGAUGCAGAGGGAUAGUAUGCCUCUAAGCUGUUCUGUCAGUGCAAAGAUUCAGGAUGGCGAGGCAAAUAAUGGAGAUUGUUCAUGCUCAAAUGAAAAUAUUCCGUUUAUGGAUAAAUCAAUGGGGAACAGAAAAUACCGCUACGCAAAUCAACCAAUUGAUUGGCAUCAAAAAUUUUGGACAGACAGUUUUCCUUGCACAAUCACAGGUACACGCCUCGUUUUAUUUGCAACGGUUAGUGUGGUUAUGUGCUUGAGUGCAUGUGUUAUGCUUCUCCAUCCUAUAAAACCUGGAGACAUUGCUGUCUCUAUUAGAAGGUGCUUGUUCAGGUACCCCUUUCCUUAGAAAAUGAGCAGGUGAUGUUUUUUGUUUUCUUAUUGUUUGUAUCUUAUGUACAUUUUUGUUGGUGUAUUAUAGCAUUUGGUUGUGAGAAUAGUUGAUCGAGUUUUUAAGUAAUAAUAUUCCUUUUCCUUAUA